This is a messenger RNA of Pleurotus ostreatus (oyster mushroom), 1500 nucleotides long. RefSeq lists its product as uncharacterized. Gene Ontology annotation, biological process: transmembrane transport. The transcript is spliced from 18 exons. Bases 1 to 1500 code for a protein of 499 amino acids. Gene Ontology annotation, molecular function: transmembrane transporter activity. NCBI's taxonomy places the organism in Eukaryota, Fungi, Basidiomycota, Agaricomycetes, Agaricales, Pleurotaceae. The record is from RefSeq and is a predicted model, not a curated record. Gene Ontology annotation, cellular component: membrane.
AUGGAUCAUCCCAAAGCGCCAUAUGACGAAGCAGAGACCGACAAUGUAUCUGGCCAGAGCAUAACAGCCAAUGAACUUUACCGACCCGAUGUCGAUACCUCCGGCGUCGAUGAACGGAAACUCCUGCGACGCAUCGAUAUUUACAUCUUACCGUGGCUGGCCUUCCUCUACGUUCUCAACUUCCUGGACAGGGGGAGCAUAGGGAAUGCUAAGCUGUAUAAUCUAGAACGCGACCUUGGCAUCACCGACAAGCAGUACCUCAUUGCUUUGACAGUCUUCUUCUUUCCUUAUGCCCUAUUCGAGCCCGUCAGUAACGUGCUGCUGAGACGUCUCCGACCGUCCGUAUGGCUUUCCUCGAUGAUGUUAUUCUGGGGCGUGAUCAUGACCUUACAUGGCAUAGCCCACGAUUAUGGCGGCUUGAUAAGGAUUGUUUUCUAUCUCUCAUGCUGGUAUACUCGUAAGGAGCUCGGUUCUAAAUUGGCAAUAUUCUUCUCCUCGGCUACUGUCGCCGGUGCCUUCAGCGGACUAUUGGCUGCCGCUAUUGCGAACAUGGAUGGCAUUGGUGGUAAACCCGGAUGGGCAUGGAUUUUUAUACUGGAAGGCCUGAUCACGGUGGUAUUUGCCGUGGUAUCUUUCUGGGUGGUUCAAGGCUUCCCGGAGAACGCGAAGUUCCUUACUGAAACUGAACGGGUUUUUGUCAUAAGGCGACUUCGAAAUGACAUGCAAUUUAGUGCUGGCGGGGAGAAAUUUUCUUCAAAGUACAUUUGGCAGAGCUUGAAGGAUUGGAAGACCUGGGUCGCCAUGGGCAUCUACAUGGGUUUCGACGGCCCGUUGUACGCGUUCUCGCUGUUCACUCCUACAAUCAUCAAUCAGGUAUUCGAAUUAACGUCACCAUGGUUCCAGGCAACUAAAGCUAACCUUCUUUCCGUCCCGGUCUACGCAUGGGGAUGCCUCGUGACAUGCGUUGUAGGCUUCCUCGGUGACAGAAUAGGGAGAAGGAGUUAUAUCACUCUCGUUCUUUUAGGAAUUGGGUUGGUCGCCUACAUUAUCUUGUUGACCUCAAGAUCUCCAGCAUUAUCGUACUUCGCGGUGUACCUGGCGGUUUCAGCUAUAUACCCUACCAUCCCGAACGCUGUCGCGUGGGUAGCAGGCAAUGUCGAGGGGUCGUACAAACGAUCCGUGACGUUGGGGAUGGCCAUUGGCUUCGGCAACAUCAACGGUGCUGUUGCAGCGAACAUUUAUCGUGCGGAAGACAGACCGUGGUACACUCUUGGCCAUGGGAUUGUACUUGCAUACAUCGCCAUCGGCUGGGUAUGCUCUCUCGUCUUCCUGAUUCUCUUGAAGCGGGAGAAUGCUCGUAGGGAUCGCGGCGAACGAGACGAAGUCAUCGAAGGUAUCGACAACAAACUGGCACACCCUAAGAAUGGCACAUACGAGAGCGUCGACGCUGCCAGGCUCGACAAAGGAGAUGAAUGGAGUGGGUUUAGAUAUAGUUUAUAA